Alternaria alternata is the source of this 760-nucleotide messenger RNA. RefSeq lists its product as hypothetical. The annotation marks the transcript as partial. NCBI's taxonomy places the organism in Eukaryota, Fungi, Ascomycota, Dothideomycetes, Pleosporales, Pleosporaceae. The record is from RefSeq and is a predicted model, not a curated record. The transcript has a single exon.
AAUUGAUUCUUGACGCCACCGUGCCGUAUGAAAGCAAUAUGCCGAGUACGAAUCAACGUUGCUAUUGGACUUUACAAACUGCUCCAAAACCAACACAGGCUGCUUUGUCCAACUGACUGGCGCUUAGAAUGCCAACAGACAACUUCCGAGCGCCAAGGCACACUUCACGAUAGCCAAACGAUACCAUCCGCCAACAGCUCGAUCAGGACGUAUCUGAACACGCCACGCGUAUACUUCUCAUACGCCAGUUACGCGCCCGAUAGGAAUUCGCCGGAGCAAUCCGGACGGUUGAUCUCAGAUCCGCUUGCCCAGCUUUUGCCUCGUGGAAAAAGAAAUGCUCCCCCAAGAGCUCACACUAUGCUCGCACCAGCCCGCAGGAGUUCCAACUCGACACUCGACGCGCGCCAUAGCUGACACGAACGAUGGUGGUAAAUGAAGCUGAACAAACCAAGGAGGCGACGUGAAACUGUGGUCAAGCUCAGACUGUGUCUCGGAAGAGGGAAAAAGAAGAAGAAGAAGAAACUCAUAGGGCGACUUGAUCCGUAAUGUCUAUAGCUAAGCAUUUCUGUGACAGCAAGACAGUGCUUGGUGUGUUCCAGCCAUGUGGGUUACAGAACCGUCAUACGCGUCGAUACAGGUGAGGCGCAUGGUGUUUCAGAUUACCAUAUGUCCUGGGAUGACGUCGAGAGGGGUAUGAAAUGAGACUAGUUAUCAAAAAAUCUAGUUGAGAUUGCUUCGGAGGAAAAAAAUCGGAAUUGUU